GACGUCAUCAAACGGACGCCACAAAUUUGAACACGUUUUUAUGUUGAUCUGUACAGUGACAACAACAGAUUAACUCCAUAUCACACGAUUUUGUUUGCGUAACAAUUAUAAGAUUAAAGUUUGAGUAAAACGAGUUGAGCAAUUAGUUGUAUUUUAACGUGUGAUACCUUGCGAUGAGAAUCAUGAAGAGACCUAACAUUCUUCUCACAGGAACCCCUGGAGUGGGAAAGACGACUUUAGGGAAAGAGCUGGCUCAGAGAACGGGACUAACCUAUGUCAAUGUGGGUGAUUUGGCACAGGAAGCUGAAUUGUUUGAUGGUUUUGAUGAAGAAUACCAGUGCCCUAUAUUGGACGAGGACAGGGUUGUGGAUGAGCUGGAGGACCAAAUGGGAGAUGGAGGUGUAAUUAUUGAUUACCAUGGCUGUGAUUUCUUUCCUGAACGCUGGUUUCACAUUGUUUUUGUCCUCCGCACUGACAACACCAAUCUCUACAAUCGUCUCGAAAGCAGAGGGUACACAGGAAAGAAACUCCAGGAUAAUGUGCAGUGCGAGAUUUUCCAGACUAUAUUUGAGGAAGCCGUGGAAGCCUACAAGGAGGAAAUUGUGCACCAGCUUCCCAGUAACACUCCUGAGGACCUGGAGAGGAAUCUAGAACAAAUUGUUCAGUGGAUUGAACAAUGGAUGAAAGACAACAAUUGACAUGGCUCAUUAUACGUGAAAGGCUCAAACAUGUUUGAGUUUGUGUCAAAGAAAGCAUAUAUCACAUUUCAUAGAUAAAGUACUCCAGAUUGACUAUGGUUCAUUAUUAUUGCGCUAAAGACAAAAAAGUGUGAUACCAUUAACAGUUACUCGGUCAGUUAAACACUUUCAUCCUGAAUUGGAUAAAUAAAUAUUUUUAUAUUAUAUUUAAGGGUCUCUGUGUAUAUAUUUAAUACUUCAGAAAGGAUGGUGGAUUGCAACUUCAAAAUUGAGAAGCUAAAAGUUUGAUCCCACAUGAAGAAACCACGAUUUAAAUAGCUAUAAAAAAUAUUACAAAACAUUAUCCAAUGAAAAUUGUUAAAAUUAUUAAAAAAUUUUUAAA
Molecule: messenger RNA, 1080 nt
Organism: Danio rerio (zebrafish)
Lineage: Eukaryota; Metazoa; Chordata; Actinopteri; Cypriniformes; Danionidae
Gene: ak6
Product: adenylate kinase 6
Biological process (GO): ribosomal small subunit biogenesis
Cellular component (GO): nucleoplasm; cytoplasm; nucleus
Molecular function (GO): ATP hydrolysis activity; ATP binding; AMP kinase activity
Source: RefSeq, marked validated